CCAAACAAGCGUCCGAGCUGCAGUUGCUCAGUGCAUCUGGUGUUGCUCGAUUGUGAAGGCAGUGAUAAACGAUAAAUCUUCAACAAAUUUCCCCCGUGAUAAUAGCCCCCGGAUCAUUAUACAGUUCACACACACAACCAUAUCCAUGUGUUCGUCAUAAAACUCGCGAAGUGAAAGAAAAAUAACAGUCAGUCUGUACAAGAUGGCCGCCCGGCUGACAUCGGCCUUCUACCACUUCACCCUUAUUUUGCAUCUGUUUUUGCUCAUCAAUUACAAUUAUGGGGAACGAAUUGGUGAUAAAGCUGGAACACUCCAUAUGUACCAGGAUAAAGGGAAUUCGAGGGAGAGGAGUUUUAUUGUCGAUAGGAGUGAGUUUGACGAUUCUGUGUCGGAAACGUCAUUCGUGCGAAGUCGAAGGGAUACAGCCAAAAUUUCGACCAGUGGAAUGCCCUAUGUCAAUCCCAACAUCACAACAAAGGUGAAUGUCUUGAACGAUUCUCAUCAGCAGCUGAUGGUGCAUUGGGUAGGUGAGAAAUCUGACGUGAUAAUCUGCCUAGCCAGGGACAGCAGCUCGUCAACAGUACGAUCUCCAGAGACUAAAGCAGCUCCAAGUGCUGUUUACAUCAGCUACAACUAUGGCGAUUCAUUCGAAAAUAAAACUGAAUUCUUCAAGAUCGAUGCUGAACAUUCUGGCGGGGGAACGGGUGCGUCCUAUGCUACACUGGAUAAAUUCUACAAUCAUCCAAAAUUCAAUCAAUACUGCAUCUUCGCGGACUCUGCGAACAAAGUCAUCUUCAUAACUUCCGACAAUGGCAAGAACAUAACUCGCGUAGAUCUCCAAUUCCAUCCGAGUGAGAUAUCUUUCUAUGACAAAAGUCCCUCGAUUGUCCUAGCCCUUGACAAAAUCGACCCCGAGCGUCACCUCUGGAUGACCCGUGAUAUGGGAAAAAAUUGGUUCAUUAUUCACGAGUACGUAAAGGCCUUCUUCUGGUCUUCCCUGCGCCCUGACAGCGUCCUUAUAGAACGCGCUGAGCCCUUUGGCAAGAACACAGUUGUGGAUGUAAAUCUCGCUUCCUCGAAACAGGAUCAGCGUGAUUCAAAACUUAUUAUCGAUAAUGUUCUGGACUUUGAGAUCAAGGGCGAGUACAUGUUUGCGAUAAAAUCAGCGGUUAAUCAGAAUGGUAACAAAACGUCGGAGGACCUGGAGUUCUUUGUUUCGUACAAGGAUGCCCCCUUCGUUGCCGCAAAAUUCAAUACAGAGUUAGAUAGAAGGAGUUAUCACAUAGCUGACGUCUCCAAUAACCGAGUAUUCGUCGCCGUCUCUCACUCACCAACUCAGUCCAAUCUUUAUGUGUCUGAUGGCCUGGGUAAAUCGAUGGCGACGUUCUUCCUCUCCCUCGAGGGAGUUCUUGCUUUCUUUCCUAAUACAACAUGGCAAUCGACAUGGUUGAGUGAAGUUGCAGACGAGGCAUUCACAGACCUGUACAAGGUCGAAGGAUUGAAGGGUAUUUACAUAGUUUCUCAGGUCAGAGAAAUUCCAAAGGGUGCCAUCGGCCCUGAGAAUCUAGUAUCAUUGAUAACAUUCGAUCAUGGCGCGACCUGGAGCAAAAUAAGACCCCCGUCUGUCAGUCAUGAGGGAUUCUACAUUCACUGUCCCAGCAACUGCUCUCUCCAUCUCAGUCAGAGGUUCAGCCAGUUGUAUCCAAUCACCAGAUCGGCCUCGAUAAUGAGCUCGAAAUCGGCACCGGGUAUUAUAAUGGCAACUGGCGUGAUGGGGAACUCCCUAAAGGGUCAUCCAGCUCUUUAUGUUUCUCGCGAUGCGGGUCUCAGCUGGAAACAAGUCCUCAAGGACUAUUACUUCUUUAAUAUGGGAGAUCAUGGUGGUGUUCUCGUUGCUGUUAAGUACUUCAAGUCUAGAGGAGAAACUCGGGACAUUCUGUACUCUACAGACGAGGGUCGAACCUGGCAGACUUACAAGUUCAAUCAGGAUAUGCUGAGGGUUUACGGCCUGAUGACCGAGCCCGGAGAGAACACAACCGUCUUCACAAUGUUUGGCUCUACACCCGGCCAGCACAAGUGGCUCAUCAUAAAAGUUGAUCUCCGAAAAGUUUUCGAUCGCAAGUGUACCAAGGAUGACUUCAAAAUGUGGACACCUACGAGCUCAGAUCAACCUGGGAUGUCAUGUAUUCUUGGUAAGAAAGAGACUUUUGCCAGGAGAGCACUGGUAGCUAAUUGUUACACCGGUGUGGACUACGAUAGACCCAUUCAGGUUCAAGUUUGUCCGUGUGACUCUAUGGACUACACUUGUGAUUUCGGAUUUGUUCGAACGGGAAAUCCCGUUCAGUGUGUUCGUGAUACAUUGAACAAGUGGUACGAUCCCUACGCUGUUCCCAUUACCUGUGAAGCAGGAAAGUUUUACAACAGAACAAAGGGAUACAAGAAGAUCAGCGAUGAUGAGUGUGUGGGAGGAAAUGCGAAAAAGUACGAGCCAGAUGAGAUUCCUUGUCCAAUCGAUGAUGUCUCUGAAUUUUUGCUGGUGGCACAGCGCGAGACCAUUGCGAGAAUUGAUUUGAGCACCGAGAAACGAGAAAUCCUUCCGGUUCACGAUCUGAAGAACGUGAUUGCGAUCGAAUUUGAUAUGAAGAACAAUUGUCUUUACUGGGCUGACAUUGUCAACGACACGAUAGGUCGUCAAUGUUUCAAGGAUGGCAAGAGCUAUCCGGAGAUUCUAGUCGAGACAGACUUGAGCUCUAUCGAGGGAAUGGCCUACGAUUGGGUGUCCAAGGUCCUAUACUUCGUUGAUGGUGUCAAGAUGAGAAUACAGAUAAUUAGAACGGACUUGACGACAGCGGGAAGAAUGCGGAGGACAAUUCUGGGGCCGAAUAAUCUGCAGAAACCAAGGGGCAUUGCUGUUCAUCCAAUGAUGGGGUAUAUGUUUUGGACGGAUUGGACACCGGGUAAUGCAUCGGUGUCACGUGCCAACUUGGAUGGUAGCAAUGUCAAGAGAUUAUUUACGAAACCAACGGUUGAGUGGCCAAAUGGCAUCACCAUCGACCAUAUUGCCGAGAGGAUUUACUGGGUGGACGCCAGAGAGGAUUAUAUAGGCUCCUCAGAUUACGAUGGCAAACGCUUCAAGAAAAUCCUCACAGAUGAUGACAGGGUGUCACAUCCAUUCGCUGUUGCUGUGUUCAAGGAUACGAUGUACUGGGACGAUUGGAAGCAGUCGCAGAUAUUCAUGGCUGAUAAGGAGCACGGAUUGGGGAUAAGCUCGAAAUUGGGAACCCUGAAGGGACUGAUGGACCUGAAGGUUUUUGCUCACAGUGUUCAGAGUGGUACCAACAAGUGUGAGAACAGCACAUGCUCGCACAUUUGUCUGGGUGCACCGCACGAUAAUUUCGUUUGCCUCUGUCCAGAUGGAAUGGAAAUGGUGGGAGGUAAGUGCAUGUGUCCUGGUGGCAUCACUCCUUACGAUAAUUCAACGUGUCCCAAGGUGGCUAGCACUUGUGCCUCCAAUCAAUUCGCUUGUCGGAAUGGCGUAUGCAUUCCGGAAUUCUGGAAGUGCGACGAUGAUAAUGAUUGCGGUGAUAAUUCGGAUGAGGCAUCUUGCAAGAGGGCAACUUGCAGCCCUAAUAAUUUUGAAUGCGACACUGACAGGUGUAUUCCGAAAUACUGGCUCUGUGAUUUGGAUACAGACUGCAAGGAUGGCACCGAUGAGAUGAACUGCACUUAUGUCAACUGCACAGAUUCACAGUUCACUUGUGAUAACGGAAGAUGUAUUGCUUAUAGAUGGCAUUGCGAUGGUGAAGACGAUUGCCGAGAUGGUUCUGAUGAACGCAAUUGCUCUUCUCCUGUUUUACCAAGUACCUGCAAGUCUGAUGAAAUUGCUUGUGAAUCUGAUCACACCUGCAUAUCUCGUGCUUGGAUGUGUGAUUCCGAGAAGGACUGUGAGGACGGCUCUGAUGAGAAGGACUGCGCUGGAAAACAAUGUCAAGAUUUUCAAUUCACCUGCGACAUCAGUGCAGAUUCUCAUCUGUGUAUCUACAGUUCGUGGGUUUGCGAUGGUGAAAAAGACUGCAAGGACGGCUCCGACGAGGUUAAUUGUACAAUAACAACAAUGGCACCACCCUUACCACCCAUUCUUCCAUCGAAUACCUGCAACGACUGGAUGUUUAUGUGUGCGAAUAAGAAAUGCGUUCCCUACUGGUGGAAGUGCGAUAGCGUUGAUGAUUGUGGAGAUCAGUCUGAUGAAUUUGGUUGCGGUCAUACGGCAGUCAUCGAUUGGACACCAUCAACGGAGGCCCCCCAGAUACCCAAACUUUGCAAAGAGCAUCAAUUCCAAUGCUACGAUAAAAAGUGCGUGGAUGAUGCAUGGGUUUGCGAUGGAACACCUGAUUGUAAACUUGGUGAGGAUGAAUUGCAUUGCAAAGGUACACACGCUGGAUGCCAGAAGGAUCAGUUCAUGUGCAGAAUGGAUGGAUCUUGUAUACCAAUUGGUAAUAUAUGUAAUGGUGUGGAGGAUUGCCCAGAUCGAUCUGAUGAACUUGGUUGUAAUGAGAGUCAACAUCCCAGUCCAGCUGCCACUCCAUCCUGUUACUCUGGUUUCUUCCCCUGCGACGAGACAAGAUGCCUUCCCUCAUCCUCGUACUGCGAUGGUAAACCGGAUUGCUUCGACGGUUUUGAUGAGAGCAACUGCGAGAAGAAUAACACUCGUGUAUAUCAUGUAAUGGUUCUGGGUGUCGAUGAACGCUCUACCAACUCCACGAGCCUCCUACUAUUCUGGUGGAUGCCUAUACCCACCAACAUCACCUUUGAGUUCCUUCCGUCUAUCUCUAAGGUAGAAACUGGCUCCAAAUGGGGGAAUGCCAGCAGCUGGAUAGAAGACACUGAGUAUAGGUUCAAUGAUCUGGAGCCUUAUACAUCCUACAAUUUUACAUUGUACGUACGAUUGAAGGGCCAGUCAGCAGUAUUUCCUUCAUUCAAAUAUACAAUGGCAACAACAACCGAUGGCAUUCCCUCGGAACCUUGGAAUGUCACAGCAGUCCAGAGAAAUGGAACAAGAGUGGAAAUCUCAUGGAAACCCCCUGUCUCCCCGAAUGGUCUUAUUACCGGAUACGAGGUAUACGCUUCACCCCCAGAGGUUCACUUCUCAGUUCAGGAAAGCACAACCAAUAUCGAUAUGCCAUAUAUAGCUGGUGAAACUUAUUCAUUCUGGGUUGUUGCAAAAAAUCAUGAGCACGAGUCCAAACCCUCAAUAAGUUUUAAACUGGUAUUCGAUGGUGCAGCUAAUAUCGAUGACAUCAGCGGUCUCAGGGUUGUUGAAACAACUAAUAAUUCAGCCCAUCUCACCUGGGAUAAACACACUGGUGUCGACGGAUAUCACAUAAUCGCUCGUGCCCCCCUCCCAUACCCCAGGAUAAAGCCGUAUUCAACCCUCGUUAAUGACUUUAUCGUACCAAAUUUGGCACCUGGAGUGCAGUAUAUUUUCGAGGUAAACGCCAUGAAGAGGACAUACAUAGGAAAAAAGACAAAAAUCAGUGGAAUGACCAAGGGGACGCCCUUACCAGUACUCACUAAGUUUGUAACAAUGUCUUACAAGUUGGAUGGUACCACUGCUAAAGUAAGCUGGGAUCCCCCCAAGACUGGUAGAAAGGUCAAGUGGCAGUACGCAGUAUAUUAUGCUUUCAAUAUGUAUGACUUGUUCCGGGAAGCGAAAUUUGUUACGACUAACCUCACAGCUUCGAUUAAGGAUCUCGAGGCAUGUGAAUCGUAUCUCUUUGCAGUAGGUUUGUACGGCCCUUACGGUGCUGGACCCCUAUCACCAGCUGUUAAUGUUCGUACUUACUACAAUGCCAGAGCAGCCCCGAAAAAUCUCCGAGCGACAGGCUCCAGCAAACCCGACACUAUAAUUGUGUCCUGGAGUGCCAGUUGCUCAGUGCUGAAUGAACCAAUCAACUACACUAUAACAGUCACUGAUAUCAUGAUGAAUAAGACUACGGUAGUGACACUUCCAGCCAGCAAUGAGACUACCAUCAAGCACACUUUCAAUUCCAUAAAACAUGGGGGCCAAUACAGAAUUAGUGUGGCCACUGAUGUCAAUGAUGCUAAGUCCAGUCAGCCAUUUAUUUAUGUAGCACCACCAAUUCCUGCACCUCAUCAGCUUCAUGUUGAACCUGAUGAUGGCAAACACAUCGUCUACUGGCAGGAGAGAGAGCUACCAGAGACACUGGAGAACAAUACUGAGUAUCAUUACGAGGUACUUGUCAGUGAGGACUCACGCACUGUCAAUGAGUCUGGUGCCAAAGUUUACAAGUGUAAGCAACCACCAUUUAUCUACAAAGAUGCCAAGGCCAAUGUCAUAUAUUCUUUCGCUGUUAAGUUGGUUACUGAGGACGGGUACAGCAGCUUGAUGAGUGAAACACAGAGCAUUAGAACUCCUUCACUUGCAACAUGGCCAGUGACGAUAACUCCCUCGAAUAUACUCCCAAUCGCCAUCCCAGUCUGUCUACUGAUAGUGGCCCUAGGUGCUGGUCUAGCGUAUUUCUUUGUUAGACACAGAAGACUGUCGAAUAGUUUCACGCAAUUCGCCAACAGUCAUUACGACACGAGACGGGGUCAGGCUACUUUCCCGGGUACAACGGAUGCUCUCGAUGAAGAAGACAGUCCUGUGAUUCGAGGCUUCUCUGACGACGAGCCACUGGUAAUAGCGUAAAGUCAUAUUGCAAAGUAAUACAAGAAAAUUAAGAUGAUAUUGCAAACGUAUACAGUAAAGGUAAAUAAGCAUACAUAUAACGAAACCAACACUACUAUUACUGUUUUUUUUUUGAAUCAUUGAUAGAGUUUUUGGGAAGCGGUUAUUGGGGAAAGAAGGAACAAUACAUCACGCAAUUAAUCACCUUAAACAGAAAAAUUGAAAAUUAUGAUCAGUUUAUUUCGUGAAUAUCUCGAGAGCGAGUGGUCCUAGGAGAAAAUAUGUUCCUGAAAUCAAUAGUUUACGAGAUAAUCGAAUAAUAAACGCAAUAUUGCGGAUUCCCAUACUUUUAUUCCUUUUGUACAGAAUUAAGAAAUGCAUUUGUAUUAAAUUAAAGUAAAUUAAUUUGUAUUCACGAUUCGUUUUCCGUCAAAGGGAGCGUCGAAGAGUCGCUGAUACCCUGUAUAUAUUACAAUCUUUUUAUGUCACGACGAUUAAUUUUUUAAAAUCAUAUUUCUUGUCAAAUAAUAAUUCUUGUUAAUUCUUGUUUCACUGAUGAAUAUUGUUACAUCGAAUUCCAUUUGGAUUGCGAUAAUUGUAUUCUCCGCUUCUGAUAGUUGUCAGCCCGAUAGAUUUUCACGAAUCAGCCAUAAAGAAAUUUUUUGAAUGAAAAGAAAAAAAAAUGAAAAUAGAGAAAAUAGAAGAAUUGCCGUCCGGAUUUUCUUCCAUUUUAUUUUCUAUUUUUUUCUCUCAUUGUGUCUUUUAUUCUGCAUUUGGGUAACGAGAUUAUUGGAGUGGGAAGUAACUGGCAUUUAUUUAAGACUGGAAUUGUGCCACAGAAGCGAUUUGCCAUUGAGUGAAAAAAUUGAAAUAAUUAUUAUUCAAUUUUUACCCUGUAAUGACAUGAAUUCAUUUUAUGCUCAUAGGUAAAAUGAAAUGUUCUUCUCGUUUUAUGCACAUGUUCUGAUGCACUUUUGUAAUGCAUUUGAUGAUUAGAUAACGUGGCGAGGGUGAAUUUUAUUCGUUGAAUAUUUUGUAUGGAUUCUUGAUCAUUGAUGGCGCUGAUGAUGAAAACUUUUAAUAUGAAAAUAUGAAAAUUUAAGAUGGGUAACAACUGACACGGAGGUGACAGUCGGAUUUUGAGCGAGAGAAGUCUAAUUUUCUUGGCAGUGCAAUAUUCAUUAAUUAAUAUAGUUAUUCUGUGAUGAAGUGGAGAAAUCAAGUUUUUAUUUUUAUUUUCAUAUUCCAAAUAUCUCGGAAAAAGUGGUUCUCUCUCAUUUUUUUAGUUAUCUUCUGCUGGCACCGCUAAUUAAUGAGAUAAUUCUACGCUUGGGAUUCCACUACCGGGCUAAUUUUCUGUUUUCAUUGAUUUACCUGUUCUUUUUUGUUGAUCAAUUAUUAAAUCUGACUGUCACAAGUGUGUAUGCAUUAAUUUUUCUCCUCGAGUCACCCAUUGAAUCUUUUCUAACUGACUGCCACGUCAUUUUUUUCGCAUUUAGCCGUUAAGAGGGCAUAAAGUUAAUGGAGGGAAAACGAAGAGGAGAGAAUACGAUUGUAGUCGUUACGUGUAAAUCUUUGAGGAGUAUAAUUAUAACAGUGAUAUAAUAUAUUGUGAGUGUAAAUAAAUGAAGUUGAGGUAAAAUGGAUAA
Diachasmimorpha longicaudata is the source of this 8337-nucleotide messenger RNA. Its product is annotated as sortilin-related receptor-like. Gene Ontology annotation, cellular component: Golgi apparatus; membrane. Gene Ontology annotation, molecular function: protein binding. The record is from RefSeq and is a predicted model, not a curated record. Lineage: Eukaryota; Metazoa; Arthropoda; Insecta; Hymenoptera; Braconidae. The transcript has 5 exons. Gene Ontology annotation, biological process: post-Golgi vesicle-mediated transport. Bases 203 to 6709 code for a protein of 2168 amino acids.